Molecule: messenger RNA, 2364 nt
Organism: Catharus ustulatus (Swainson's thrush)
Lineage: Eukaryota; Metazoa; Chordata; Aves; Passeriformes; Turdidae
Gene: ERI2
Product: ERI1 exoribonuclease family member 2
Exons: 8
Coding region: 1-2064 (687 amino acids)
Biological process (GO): exonucleolytic trimming to generate mature 3'-end of 5.8S rRNA from tricistronic rRNA transcript (SSU-rRNA, 5.8S rRNA, LSU-rRNA)
Molecular function (GO): nucleic acid binding; zinc ion binding; 3'-5'-RNA exonuclease activity
Source: RefSeq, a predicted model, not a curated record
AUGGCCACCAAGCGUCUGGCCAGGCAGCUGGGGCUGGCCCGGAGCAGCUCCCGGGCGCGGAGCGGGCCGCGGGCGGCCGCAGGGCAGCGCUUCGGCUUCCUGAUCGUCCUGGACUUCGAGGCCACGUGCUGGGGGGACCGCGGGCAGCGCGGGCCCGAGAUCAUUGAAUUUCCAGCAGUCCUGUUAAACACGUCGACAGGAGUGAUUGAAUCUGAAUUCCACAUGUACGUCCAGCCCCAGGAGCAUCCUAUUCUCUCUGAAUUCUGUAAAGAACUAACUGGUAUAACACAGAAUCAAGUUGAUGAAGGGGUGCCUCUAAACAUUUGCUUAUCACAGUUUUUGAAAUGGAUUCAAAAGAUACAAAAGGAGAAGAAAAUUAUAUUCAGUACAGAUGGUCAGAGUAAUUGUGCUUCAGAAGCAAAAGCGUGUGCCUUUGUUACUUGGACAGACUGGGACCUGGGUGUGUGUUUGCACUACGAGUGUAGAAGGAAGCAGCUGCGCAAACCUGACAUUCUGAAUUCCUGGAUUGAUCUCAAGGCGACGUACAGGGCCUUCUAUAACAGAAAGCCUAAAGGACUAAAUGGAGCUUUGCAGGAUUUGGGGAUAGUUUUUGAAGGACGGGAACAUUCUGGGUUGGAUGAUUCCCGGAAUACUGCUCGUCUUGCUUGGAGGCUGAUCUGUGACGGAUGUGUGCUGAAAAUUACCAAAUCUUUGGAUAAGGCACAUCAGAAAAGUAAUUUAAUUUCCAGAACACUGGCUGUAAAUAUCACUGAGAAGACUCCACUGGGAAGUAAAAGCAGACCUGAACCAUCUAGAGAUGGAACUUGUGAAACAAAAUCUCUGGCUGAGAACAAACACAAGAGUAUUGCUGGAAACAAGAUAAAUUCUGAUGUACAGACUGGGGAACAGCAGAUCACAUGCACUGAUCCCUCUGCAGAUGCCUGUGUCAUACCCAGCAGCAGCUCAAGGACUGAAUUCCAUGCUCAGUCCCACAGCUCUUCAGCAGCAUCUACUGCCAGGUUUCCUGUUCGUCUGGGUCUGGCACGGCCAUGUCCCAGUCCUGCAUCAACAGGCAUCCAGCAGGGACUGAGCAUUGGGCAGCCUCUGAGAACAACCAGGCCCAGCCUCCCAGUGCAGGGAUCAGGGCUGGUGCUUGUCUCCACCACCAUCCCCUCAGUUACUCUCUCCAGUGGGGACAUCAGCACCAGUUCUGAGUGCUUGUCUCUGCUGACAGACUGGGAAGAUGUUGCUUUGAUACCAGAAUCUCAAUAUGAACAAAAUUCAGACUCUGCUCAGCUCAAGGAUGACUCAAAUACAGAUAGUCUAACAGUGUUUGAAGAAGAAACUAUUUCAAAACAAUUGGCUGUGACAAGUUCAGAUGAUCAGAGUUUGGAGGAAAGUGCAGCACCUGUGGAACCUCUGAGGUCUGUUGUUUACAAAAGUCCUGAUACUACAAUCUAUAAUAUAGGGACAGUACAAAGGCAGACUUCAAAAUUUUCAGCUUUUAAGUUACCAUUUGCAAAGGGAAAUGCUGUUUCAGCACAAUCAGCAUUAAUUAGAAAUUACUCUACUCCUUUGGGGGUUCCUAAAAGAAAGCCAACUAGUCCAAAGACAUGCCCACCAGCAAAAAAGCAGUCUUUUCAUAUACAUGAAGAGAAAACUUCCUCUUUUGAUCACUCCUUACCUUUGAGAAGUUCAAAUUUACCCAAAGUAUCUCCUGCUGUUCUGAACUCCACAGUCAAUUUGAAUGAGGCUGUAAGAGCUGUGAGAAAUGGAAAAAUAACUCCCCCUCUGUGUAACUGUGGCCGAAGAGCCAAAAGACUCUCUGUGUCAAAUGCUGGCCCAAAUCACGGCAGAGCAUUUUUUUGUUGUCCUGUUGGCAAGCAAGGAGGUGAUAAAAAAAGUUGUGGAUACUUCAAGUGGGAAUAUGCUCUUCUGAAAGAGAAAUCUAAUGAUCUUACCUUUGAUGCAGAUGCUUUGACCUCUCUUGGAACUGUUUCUAGUAAUACAGAAAAUUCUUCCUACAAAAAGUAUUUGUGUCUUAGACCCUCUAUGAGAACUUGAAAAUGGAUACAAUCUUUUUGUCUGAAUCCUAGGCAUUUUAAUGCUUUUCAUGCUUAAUGUAAUCAGGACAGUCAAAUGAUUCAGAUAUUGUCAGAAUGGGAUGAAAAGGACAGUUCUUAGUUAAAUAGAAAGUUGCUCAAACACACAAAAAUAUCAGCAGAUCACAAAGUAACUCCUUAAUGAAGUGUGAGAGAACAGAUAAAACUAUUAAGUGCUAAAGAGUAUGAGCAGCUGUUGCUACUAUUCUUAAAUUUCUGUUCUAUCAUAUAUUUUAAAUACUUUACUAGUCCAGUCCUUAAA